Messenger RNA from Brienomyrus brachyistius, 5343 nucleotides. RefSeq names its product post-GPI attachment to proteins inositol deacylase 1 (gene pgap1). Gene Ontology annotation, molecular function: phosphatidylinositol deacylase activity. Gene Ontology annotation, biological process: GPI anchor metabolic process; endoplasmic reticulum to Golgi vesicle-mediated transport. Lineage: Eukaryota; Metazoa; Chordata; Actinopteri; Osteoglossiformes; Mormyridae. Gene Ontology annotation, cellular component: endoplasmic reticulum. The transcript has 28 exons. Bases 480 to 3311 code for a protein of 943 amino acids. The record is from RefSeq and is a predicted model, not a curated record.
CAUAGAUAUCAUAAACAACUAUGUAUAGUAACAAUCGUCACUAUACAUAGGCCGAGUUUUAUAAAAAAUAAUGUAACAGUGGAUUGCCACACACUCUUGUCAAGUCCCUUUGAGCGACUUUCUUGCUAAAGGCGCUAUGUAAAGCUCAAAUGAAUUGAAUAAAUGGCGAAGAAUCUACAGUUACUGCCCGCGGCUGUGUAUUCCAAUUACUCUGGACAGUGAUCAGCCAAAGCCCCGCCCCUUUUUACGUCACCAAACAUUUCGCAGCCUCAUUGGCUAGCGUUUCCGCACCGCUUCGGCUAUUGGCCGUCAGUCGCGUCUGUCAUCCUUUGGGCGUGAAGCUGAAACUGCUGUUCGCAACCACGAUAGGUUCAGGUUGACACCCAGAUGCUGGAAUGAGGAAGGCUGAACAUGGACUCGGAAUGACAGCGGUUUAAGCAAGAGCUGCCGGAAAGCAACAGAAACAAAGAGGCAGAGAAAUGAAAAGCGUCACGGUCGCCUUUUACAGCUGUGUCCUGGGGCUCCUGGGAAUGGGGCUGCGGGAGCUGAUGUGGGGAUUCGAGGAGAACAGAUGCAGCAUGACCUACAUGUUCGAGUACCCCGAAUACCGGCGUGUACAGCUGCCCCGGCGUGUGGCGAAUCAGUACCCAGGAUACGGGCUCUACCUGUACGGAGAGGGUGCCUACGCCCAGGAAACCCGGGGACUGAAACUCAGUGGCGCCCCCGUGCUGUUCCUACCUGGAAAUGCAGGCAGUUACAAGCAAGCGAGGUCCCUGGGCUCAGUAGCUCUCCGGAAAGCAGAGCACAUGGCUGGCAGGAUCCACCUGAACGUGUUCACCGUGGAUUUCAGAGAGGAGUUGGUGGCCCUCUAUGGGGGUAGCCUCCAGCGACAGACACUCUUCUUACACGAGAGCAUCAAGGCCAUACUGCGCCUCUACAAGAAUCAGCCCCACCCCCCGCGCAGUGUGGUGCUGGUAGGACACUCCAUGGGCGGUGUGGUCGCCCGGGCUCUCUUCACACUGCCUCGCUUCGACCCCACACUGGUCAGCCUGAUCCUGACCCAGGCUUCGCCUCACCAGGCCCCUGUGUUAGCGCUGGACGCUGACCUGCUAGAUUUUUACUCCACAGUUAGGAGGCAUUGGUGUGCAGGGACGGAGGAGCUCCACAAUGUGACGGUGCUGUCUGUAGGGGGGGGGCACAGGGAUUACCAGGUACGCUCUGGCCUGACGGCCCUGCCCUGCCCCCAGGGAGACCCCAGCAAGCUGUCCAUGGUGACCACUGCUGUGCCCAGGACCUGGGUGUCCACAGACCACCUGUCCAUCGUGUGGUGCAAAGAGCUGGUUCUUGCCACUGUGAGGGCCCUCUUUGACCUCAUUGACCCAGACACAAGACAGUUCACCGAGGACCAGCAGCGCAGAAUGGCUGUGUUGAAGCAUCACUUCAUCAGGCAUCCAAUGCGGCUUCUGGAAGAGCAGCAUGACACAGAGGUCUCCUGGUUAUCAGGCCCUGCUGAGGCGUGGACAGAGGUCAACACCCUGAGGCUGCUGUACAGCGCGCCCAAGGAGCCCAGGGUGAAGUACUUCCUGUUCGCCCUCUCUGGCCGCAGGAAGGCUUACAGCCACUUCCAUUGUCGGAGCAGCAGUCUGGAGAUGAGCAGCUGGCUGUAUGGAUGCACCCAGAUGAACACCUCCUUUUGCGCGCAGGCUAUAGACCUGUCCUGGGGGACAGAACUGCUGCCCGCCUAUAAGGUCGUGACAGUGAAGCUCAGUGACCUGUCCUCGGUGUCCCACCUGGUCAUCGGUGCCUCUAACCUUGCUGGUAAUCAGUUCAGUGUGGAGUGCGAGUGGCUCAAUCUGGACUCCAGGAUGGUGUCCACACCUGUGCCACAUGUCCUCUCCCUCGGUCUGACGGUCAGUGACGUCACUCUCAACUCCACUGGUCUUCUGCACACCGUGCGGCUGGAGAACUUUCACCAGGUCUAUCAGGCUUUCAGAAUCACCGUUAUGAGCCAGUGCAAAACCGGCAAAGACCGCCUGCCCAGUGUGUACAGACUGUCCGUGCCCUGGUUCAGGGAGGGUUUUUUCACUGCGGCCAGUGUGCCCUCAGUAACAGAGAUAGCUGCCAUGCUACACACUAGCCGACCUGAUAACACAUCCAGUGUCCUUCUGCAGCUCCACACUGCCCCUAAUUGCCAGUACAAGGUGUCAGUGAGGACCUCUUUCCCCAAGGUGCUGGGCCAGAUGCUGCGUUACUGUGGUCCGACCCUUCCGUCCUACACUGCGGUGGGCUUGCUGCUGGCUUGCGAGAGACAGAUUGAUUCCUUAAUCAAGACAGGCCGUCCCUUGGCCAUGAGCACGGCUGUAGGGGGCGCCAUCCAGCCACAUAAGGUGGAGAUCCCAGUCUACCUGCUGCAGCUGUUGCUAAGGCUCAGCUGGUUCCGGGACGGCUGGUCCGCCCUGUCGCUGCCCCUGCCGGACAGCCUGCCCGUGUCCACCCUGGAUGGCGUGGGCAGUGUGGACCCCGCAGAGGACUGGAGCCGGCUGCUGGGCCUGCUGCUGCAGGUGCUGGGAGCCGGCGUGGCCUUCUGGGGCAGCGCGCUGUUUCGGCUCGCUCUGCGCGCACUGUCUCUGGUCAUGGCUCCACUGCACAGGCCUUGUUUGUCCAGGCACUGUGGCGUCCUCCAUCCCUGGGCUCAGGUGCUGCUCAUUCUGACCCUGGGGGUGCUGGGGCGGAUUACAUGCGGAGCCCUGGCCUUCUCCCUGGCCUUCCUGUGCUACCUGUACCGGGUGCUGAGACUGCUCAUGACGCACAGGACUCUGAAGCACGUCCUCAACUUGGCACCCCAGCAGCAGAAGGUGGACAAAAGGAGCAGCCCCGAUGAAGAUGGUCAUGUGGAUGAAGACGGUCACGCGGCGACUGCGAAGAGCAAUGGGGGGCCCUUGCUGACAGACUUGGUGCUUCAGGAAGUGACAGAUGAUCUGGAACUACACCUGAGCUUGUCUGCGCUGCUAACCGUGCCAAUGGUGUUGAUCACGCCCUCCAUGAUCCACUGGGCCCGGAGCCUGAGGUACGCCAUCCGGCUGCAGCCUGACCCCUGCUGGCCACUCACCCUGCCUCUGCUCACCUCCACCAUUCUGUUGAUCAACUGCAGCUGUGUCACUUUCAGACACAGUAAGAUCCUGGUCCUGGUCCCUCUGCUCCUGCCGCCCCUCUGCGUCGCCAUGGCCACCUUCACCUUGCUGCACCUGUACCGCGUGACCCCCCUCCUUUGCACGGCCCUGAUUCUGCUGCUCCUCUGCAGCCACGUCUGAGUGCUGCGCCCCCCCAGGGGACAGGCUCCCCCUCCGCAGUCCUCUGCGUCUCCUGAAAAGGGUUUUGUGGUCCUUUCGUUGGUUCAGGUGUGGUGACAGUGACUUUGAUUUUCAUCAUCGUCUUUUGAUAAGAUAUGGUGAGUUUUGACUGUUAUCAUGUGAAGUACCUUUUUUUAUUAUUUGGAGGUAAUCCAAGCCUUAUUUGACCAUGAGUGAAGUGAAGUUCUCCAGUUGGCCUGCUUUUUUCUCCUUUACCUCACCCUCCCCCCUCAGAAGCCCCGCCCCCCUUCCCAUCAUUCCUGGGUCUCCGCUCUGUUUUUUUGCUGCCAGGCUUUGGGUCCCUUUGCGUGGGCCAUGCAGUGCCAUGAGGGGAGUCUGCUGACACUGGAGUGUACCCCCCCCCCAUUGUGUGCAUGUGUGUGUUUUAUAUAAGACAUUAGAGAUGUGAGACAAACAGACGUGUUAGGGGCCAUGAUCCCUCCUCUUGUUGUCCUCCCACCUUCAGCCACUAGGGGGCAAUAUGAAGCACCCAACUGAUAGAGAGUGCCGUUUUUAUGAUGCGUAGGUUAUUUGCUUCCCAGCCUCUCUCCCCACAGACAGAGUUUGUAGGCUAACGCUGUCGUCAACGUGGGCUGUGUGUAUGACGUCUGAACACUUGGCACACUCGCAUCUGGACCUGCUACUGGGCCGGUGAAGUUCAGCCACAACCCCUUCCCUCUGAGGCCUAGCCGACCUCCACUGUGAUAAAGUACACGCCAGUGCCUUCCUGCAGAGAUGCCCCCUCUUACUGAUCUGGUGUGAUUGCUGGGGACCCCUCUAGUUUAGCUUGGAGGUUUUUCCUCCAGCAGAGGGCGCUGUUGACUUCAUCUUAUGUAAGGGAAGCACAUGGCCGUGAGGGAAUCCGCACGUCUUAGUGAGAGUCUCAAGUCUGGAGAUCCACCCAGAUCAGCCACAGCGCCCUCUUACCCACCGCUCACAGAAAAUCUCCCACCUGCUGGUCCCUCGCACCUCAGUGACACACCUGUGUCACCUUCACUGUGAAUGUACCUGUGUGUGUGCGUGCGUGUGUGCGUGUGCAAGCUAAAUAACCACAUUUCAGGUACAUGUAUAAAUGUCAAUCAGUAAAAAAUCUGUGUAGGCUGAAGUUAGAAAAACAUGCUUUUCGAUGGUGUGAAGUGGUCUUUUUAACCCCUGUAUUGCCACGCCACGCUCCUGCUGUAAUUUCCACACCAGCUGUCUUUAACAUUAUUACCCAGAGGCCUUUGUGGGCCCGUUCCCAUGGCUGGCAGCCAGGGGGCGCCACGUGACCGUGCUCAGCACCCCCCAGAGGACGGGCUUCACAUCUAGUAGAUGACUGUAGGCCUGUACCAUGUCCUUGUUGCGUACGGACAUGCGUGACAUGCUGAUGUUGUAAAAUGGUGACUUUAAUGUGCGUAUAACUGUGUUUUAAACAGUGUGGGCUGCUUUGGUCUUUGUUUGGCACGUCCCGUGAAACGCAGCUCGGUGUCACACGCCAAGCCUCGCUCGCCCAUCGGUAAACCGUGACGUCUGUGGUCGUGCGCCAGGCCGUCUGCCCAGGGGACCUCGGGGCACAGUAGAGCCAGGAGCCCCUUUUUCACCAUGUAAACCCAGCACCCUGACUUGCGCUGGGCUGCUGUUACAGUCCAGCUACUGGCCAGUCUGCCCAAUUACUGCUAAUGAUAUUAAGUGUCCAUGAAUACCGACUAGGCGUGCAGUCUGUAGUGUCCCUACUUGGGACUGGAGGUGGUAAAAGGCCGCUGUGCACAGGCGUCUGCCUGGCCCCUCUGCCCUAUUACAUGUAGCUCCCUAGCAUCCUGGAGCAGAAACGUACCCUGGGCUUCAUGGCUGGUAAAUUCCGUCGGUGGUUUUCAGGUAAUCCUAUGCGCCAAUGUCUCGGGUAAAAGCCUUUAUUGAAUGGUAUGUAGAAGGUUUUUACAUUUUUGAAUAUGAAUUAUUUGAAGAUUGUGCUAUUUGUACAUAUUGUUGUUCUAAUUAAAGUUGUAAAGAUGUU